GUGUGGGGGGUGUCUGGUGUCUGUGGGUCUGUGUUGGCUCUCUGCCAGCUGUCCAUUACAGUCCGUGCGUUGACAUAGGACAGCUAGAUCGGAUCAAGCCUCAUACCGAUUUUGAUACUCAAACGGACCUUGUCAAUUAUCCGUACGUACAUGGCCUUAAAGAGAUCGGAUAAUGGCCGGAGCAUGGCUGAUUCCGCUACCCUAGGUGGCGCUGUAGCCACCUGGGUGGCGCUGUAGCCCUUUCAACAAGUGGUUAUAGAGCCACUUACGGUUGACCUCUACGUCCCAGCAACAAAAAACACGGGCAGCAUUCGAGAAAGAUGUUUUCGCAGGGCUCCAGAGUUUGUUGGUGUUCCCAUGGACCUUGGCGCACUUAUCGUACAGGCGUCUCUCCGGAGACAGAGGGUUUUUCGGGACAGAACCGAUCCCUUGGCAUUGUCUGACGAUAUUCUUUAUGAGAGAUACAGAUUCGGCAUUUAUUUAAGGCAUUUAUUUAAUGGUCAAAAUAUUAUUAAUCAAUGGCGUAAAUAUCGACGGUGCAACCGGUGCAGCUGCCUGGUUGCCCCCCCCCCCCGUCAACAACUCAGCGCAAGGCAGGCACGGUCCAACGCCCCCAUGGACCUGAAGUGAACUGACAGCUGUCCCGCACACGGCAACAAUCCCUUUCUCCUCCAUGUAGCGUUUCAAUCUUGACUUCAGAGUCAAAGCCAAAAUUCCUUUGCCCCAAUUCCUUCUCCACCAUGGCCGAGAUAACCCCCACUACGAGUCAUUGUUGUGGAAGUACCAGAGCAUUGGACAACCCGACGCAGUCAUUGUUGAGAGAUGUGCCCGAAGUUACUACUUUACAACCUUGUUGAUGACCAACGUUUAGGAAAACAUGUAUUUUUAAUUCAGCCUUGGGUGAAAUCAAAGCGCAGUGUGUACUGAAUGCAUGUUGACGAUGAUAUGGGUUUUCACUUUUUAGGCCGUAAUGGCAUGACAACGGCUUCCUCCAUCUUCGUCGCCAUUUUGCGUCGCCAUUUUAAAUAAUGCUCAGUUUUUCGUUGUCCGACGGUGACAACCAUAAACAUUAAAUUAAAUAAAAAACAUUAAAAAAACAUAUUUAUGAAGAAGUAAGAAUUGUUUAUGUCUAUGGCGACAACAACACGACUACCGUCUCCUUCUACUUCUGGCUCACGUCCCCCGGCCGCAAGAUCUCGAGCAUGUGCAGAACGCGAUAUCCGACACGGGUUUAAAUGCAGGUAGAAACCGGACUAUGAUCGAGUUAUCUAGGUAUUCAUAUCCGAUUUCGCUUGUCCGUUCAUGUACCGAUUUCGGUCCGAAGUAGUUCGGGUAAAGGUGUUUACUCACUUUCAAAACAACAACAAAUGGAAACAGGAUGGCGAUUAGGAUUAUGUGGAUCAACCCCACCUUUCCGCCUCUCUUCCAUCUCUGGCUCUGAGUCCUUAUGGUCAGAUGGCUGUAUGAGGAACACGGCUUAAGGAGGUCAACGCUCCAAUCAAUCUGGUCUCGUGUCUGAGCAGCCCCGUGUUUCUGGAGGAGGACAACGACAACGACGAGCUGUCGACACACAGGAAGAAUAAGGCAGCGGAGAAGGAGCUCCACUGUAUGUCGGAAAAACUUUCCAGACGCCUUCAGGACCUUGACCAGAUGCUGCAGCGUGUGCUGGGGGAGAGCGGAGACUUAAUGACUGAAGAGGGAAAGCAUCACCAAGGGGGCUGCAGACAAACCGUAACGCCCUGCCCUCAGGCCACACAAGCCCUUCCCCUCCGCUCCCCGCCCCCUACCCAGGUACCGCCGCGGCCGGAGGGCCCCACCAGGGGAGCCAGGGGACCUGGGCGACUGCUGCAGACCAACCUGAAGUCUGCCCCUCCCUCCAGGAGGAUCCCCGGCCGGGAGGGAGGAAGAGGAGCCUCUCAGGCCUAUGAGGAGCAGCUGAGGCGCUGUGAGGCCAGAGAGGAAGAAAGGCUGGCCCAGGAGCGGUUCCGUGCUCAGGAGGCCGAGCGGGCGUACAGGGAUGCCAUUUUAAGGGACCUCCCACAGAGAGCGUGCUCAUCUCCAGGACAAUGUGAGAGGGAGGCCCAGCUGCGCCCCCUCCCCUCCAGACCUGGCGCCGCCCGGCAACAGCAGGACCAUCCCAGGAGAGCCCCCCAAAUGAAGGUGAAGCAGAACGACCUGCUCCGUGUGCUCCUGAAAGAACUCCCUCUCCUCCAGCACUCUCCUCACGGUUUGGCUCGCAUGUGGGAGCAGCAGAUGGGCCAGGUAGAGCAGCUCCACCACCUGCCUGCCCGCAUCGCCCACAGCCAGUCACGCAAACAGGGCAGCCAGGUGGGACCCCACCACCACCGCCAGUGCUGCUUGCCAGUGGAGGAGGCCAAGCGCAGACGGGACCUCCUGGUGGAGAUCAUCCGCAAAGAGAGAGAGCACCACAAGAGACUGCGGGACUUCAAGGAGAGGAUCCAGCAGCAGAAGGCCGCCCAGAACCGGCUCAGGGAGCAGAGGCAGCAGGUGGCCCGCGCCAGGAAUUACCACAGCAGCUUCCACGUGCAGCUCCGCGCACAUCUGACCCGCGCACGCUCCAAGGAGGAGAAGGUGAGCUGAAGGCCCUUUUUCCAGCAGGUGCCCAUAGAGGUCCCCUGUGGUCUAAAGGUCCCCUUGUUCCCAGCAGGUGGUCUAGAGGUCCACUUGUUCCCAGCAGGUGUUCUUGAGGUCCCCUUGUUCCUAGCAGGUAGUUUAAAGGUCGUCUAAAGAUCCGCUGUUCCCAGCAGGUGGUCUAAAGGUCCCCUUGUUCCCAUCAGUUGGUCUUAAGGUCCCCUGUGGUCUAGAGGUCACCUGUGGUCGAGAGGUCAAAUUUCCCAGUUCCCUGUUCCCAGCAGGUGGUCUAAAGGACCCCCUGUUCACAGCAGGUGGUCUAGAGGUCCCAUGUUCCCAGCAGGUGGUCUAGAGCUCCCAUGUUCCCAGCAGGUGGUCUAGAGCUCCCAUGUUCCCGGCAGGUGGUCUAAACCUCCAAUGUUUUAGAGGUCCCUUGUUCCCAGCAGUUUGGCUAAAGUUCCCCUGUACUCACCAGGUGUUUUAGGGUGCACUAGGCCAUCUGGCCGUGGCUGUGGCCGUUUUCACACCUAGCCGUGCUCAAAUCUGCCAGUGUGAGUGUGGCCGGUCUGGCCAGGCCAACUUGGCCACUUGGGAGAGGUGUGCUGCUACGGUAGGGGCCGCCACGGUACAGAUGCUAAUGAGCCGACAUGCGCACACGCACGGCUACGCAACCUGAGCUGGAUGAUGUAUAGUCCAUGCGACGACCAUGGUCAUAAUAAAGGCGACGAGGAAAUUAGCAACAGACUCAACAAAGUGCGAACUGAGUUCUCCGUGUUGUUGUCCAUUGUUGUUAAAACUCUGACUGGCGGCAGACUAUAUUAUGGUCCAUGCAGCGGACGCUUGGUGAUGACGUGCUACGACGUGAUGACGUAUGUACAAGAGCCUACCGUGGCCAGGGCACAGUUGCGACGGCCAACGGCCACGGCCAGCUGGCCUAGUGUGAAUGCAGGCCAGAGAACAAUGGGGCCAGUUGAGCACGGUUAUGUGUGAAAACGGCCAGAUGGCCUAGUGUGAGUGCACCCUUAGAGGUCCCCUGUUCCCAGCAGGUUGGCUAAAGCUCCCCUGUUCCCAGCAGGUGUUUAAGAGGUCCCCUUGUUCCCAGCAAGAACAGGUGACCUCCAGAUUCAAAGUGGAUGUCAAUUUGAAUCUUCUUUCAUGUACGGCUCUGUUAGAUUUCAGCUUAUUUCUAAACUGUUCGUAUAGACUCUGCGUUGUGUAUUUUCCGUCGUAGUAGUAAUUCUCGAAGUCGAAAUCAAAGCAACUUGACAGGUUGGAUCAGAGGGUUGAAUAGAUGGUUUAUUCCAGGAUGUAAUAAAGCGAGAUACAGACUUAGGUAUAAUAAUCAAUAGUGGACGCGGUUGAGGAGCAGUUUUGAGACGUGUUCCUUGGCUGUCGAACCCUCUUCUCUCCAAACCAAAAGGUUUGGGCGAGUAUUAUACAAUAAGAGAAACAUGAAUAACACGUAAACAGAAGCACUCUCAGCCUUGAUAAGGUAUAUGGCCCUGGCUAUGUCCCAGAGGACCAGGUCGGUUCAUCCUUGUUGGGACAUAACAAAUGGCAGAUGUUGGUAAUAACACCUUGUAUCAGUGUGAGAGGCACUGGCCUGUUCCUAGACUAGAAAUGUGAACACAGAGAGACACUAAAAUACACCAACAUUCUACAGCUCUUUAGUUUUGAAGAGUAAUUUAAAGCUCCAGUGUUUAGAAUGGAGUAGCAUCUAGUGCAGGGGUCUGAAACUCGCGGCCCGGGGGCCAAUUGAGGGCCGCAGGAUGAUAUUUUGUGGUUCCCUGCUUCACCAAAGUUUAGUGUUCGUGCGGCCCGCACGUUGUUGUCAAACGCACAUUUUUGCUGAGUGGCCUGCCAUACUUUUUUACCACUUGUUAGAGGGUAACCAGCAGUGUUUCCGCUAGAAAAAAUUGGUGCCUGUCAUGUGGCCUGGAAGGUUUCAUUUGAACGUUUUUAGAUCCGGCCAAGAAAAUCAAGCUCGACCCGGCCCGAUCCCAUGCACGUUCUGUCCGAGCCCGGCCCGCCCCGACACAUUAACUGUAAUUAUGAGACCGAGCCCGAUUUCAACCCGACAUUUUUUUACACAUGUAAUUUUUAAGUAACUAUGUGUAACUUUGUACACAUUUGUUACUUAGGCCUACUCUGCUAAACAUAUAUGUAAGGAAUAAUGUAUAGAACGCCGGUCAUUAUCGGGAAAAUAAGCCCCGACAGGGCGAACCGGACACCGACACGCAGCGGAGGUGUCUUGCUUUGCCCUGAAGGGGCUUAUUUUCGAUAAUGACCGGCGACGUUCUAUACAUUAUCCCGCUUACACCACGGCUACUUGCCAAAACGAAAAAAUAACUUCACAUGGUGUGUCUUUUUAAUUUUUUUUUGUUACCAGCAUUCGUAGUGUUGAUCAGCAGUGAAAUAGUCUGCCAAAGACGUUGACGUCGCUUAGUAACCGAAGACGCUGGGGUUGACAAGUUACCGGACUACUUACUACCCAUGCAAGUGAACGGAGCGUUCCACGGCAUUGAGAAGACCCGUGUAAUCAAGGCCUAUAAUAUUUCGGUUUAUGGCAUUGAAUUCAGAUUAGGUCAAUAAAGCAAUGAUUCAAAAAAAUGAAACGCUCGAUCAAAGGCCUGGCCCAACCCGGUUCGAGGAUAGUGGUGGGAAAUAUCGGGUCAAUCAAAACCCUCAUUGUUUUAAAUGAAUUGGCUAAACAAAUGACCACAGUAGCAUAUUUAAACACAAUUCAAAUUGUGCCGAGAGAAUUAUUUCAAUUGGUCAUUCUGACCGGAGACAUUUAGAAUUUUCGGUCCUCCUCCUCCUCAAUGACCGGUAAUUACCGGACAACGGAAACUCUGGUAACUUGAUGUCCAGAUUUGGCCGGGACAGUCCCAAUUUUGAGUUGCGUGUCCUGAGCCCCGACAAAAGCCAAAGGAAGCUAAAAUGGCCCGGUUUCCACCAACCACUAUGAAAUGUCCCCUGUUGUCAGCGAUUACAUAGCCAACGUGAUUGCCCGAUCAUUAACUUAGAUUGGGUCAGUUGUGCUCCUUUUUUCUGUGGAAUAUUUGAUGCGGCCCAGCCUGAACCAGACUCUACCUCCGGCGGCCCCCAGGUAUGUUGAAUUUGAGACCCCUGAUCUAGUGGUUUCGGGCAGAAUGAAACCCCUCUCUUUCUUCGGUGGCAGUUGACUUCAUAAUCAAAUCAAACUUAUAAAUACAAAUUUGCAAUACAAGGUGCUUACAAUGCAAUGAAUUGAUGACCUAAUUUACGAGGUUAUUGUUGGUGAUGAGUGAUGACGUUCCUUCAGAUUAGUGAAUUGAAUAAUUCCAUUUCGUUUUUUAGGUUCAUAACUUACAGGUAAUUUAACUAAAACAUAAAGAACUAUAAAAUGCAUUUCCUGCAGAAAAUGCGGUGAGUGCUCUUGUACAAAGUGAAGUUGAAAAUAUUUUUUAAUAAAGCCACAUAGAUUAAGACAUAAAGAAACGCUAAAUGGUUUAAAUCAAGUGAAGGGAUUUGAACAAAGUUCAAAGGUCUAAAUGGAGUAAACAUUGUAAAGCUGCACACCAUUUAAGAAAAAGUUAAGUUGGUUGGAAACAAAUAAAGUGUCAGCUGAAUGAAAAGUGCAAAGCAUUGCUAAAAAUCCAGAAAUGUAUAAGGUCAAGUGUGUGUGUGUGUGUGUGUGUGUGUGUGUUUAAGAGAAUAGCGAGCCGGUGUGUUUUUAAAAAAAGCCCAAUAGAAGGGGAAAAACGGUCCAAUCUGGCAACCCUGCCUGAACGUCCUCCAAAAGUAAUAAUAAUAAUAAUAAUAAUA
This is a messenger RNA of Gadus chalcogrammus (walleye pollock), 6399 nucleotides long. Its product is annotated as centrosomal protein of 95 kDa-like. The record is from RefSeq and is a predicted model, not a curated record. Gene Ontology annotation, cellular component: spindle pole; centrosome. The coding region runs from base 1609 to 2601 and encodes 330 amino acids. NCBI's taxonomy places the organism in Eukaryota, Metazoa, Chordata, Actinopteri, Gadiformes, Gadidae. The transcript is spliced from 8 exons.